CCGCUUUGCUUGCUUUGACCCCACCCGUGCGCUGUCCACCGGUGCGGCAAAUCGUUAGCGGCUUCGUUGAAGACGCUUGCCAUGGCGGAUCCACUCCUGUCUCAGAAGGAUCUCCAGCAGCUGCGGGAGACCUUGCGCAAUGACCUGCAGCAGUUGCUGGACCAACAGACGCGCAGCUUGGAGCGCCUGGUGAAGGAGUCGCCCAAUGCGCCGCGGCUCUCGAAGAUGCUCACGCCUCCCAAGAGGCAAGAGGAGGUCAAUCCUUGGAACCCGGUGAAGAGCAACAAGAGACCUUCGGAGGAGAAGGAGCAUCCCUUAAGUGUCCCCAAGAUAGAUGAAGACUUCCCAGUCGAGGACACGGAAGUGCUGACGGACGUGCUUCCGGCGGUGACGGUGCGGAAGCUGGACUUGGGGCCCAGCAAGAAGCAGGAGAGCUGGGGAAGCCCUGAAAGAGCACCCGAGACCGCCGCGCGCGAGGGCCCGCGGCAGUCCAUGUUUAUGCGCUUCAAGGAGGGCGUCCAAGACUUUCUUCAGCAACCCGAAAGAAGCAGCGAGCGACAGGCGCAUUUGGUCCGGAGGAAGAAGCCGGGACUCUACGGUGAAGACGAACAGGAGGAGAUGAAGCUCGACGAGGAGGCGUAUGACGUGAUGAACUUCUACAAGCGGCAUGGCUGGGCGCAGGCGUUGGCCCGCUCCGAGCGCUUCGAGCGGAUCACGCUCUUCAUCAUCAGCAUCAAUGCCAUCUACAUUGGCAUCGAUGCCGACAACAAUACUGCACCCACCCUGAUCGAAUCACCUUGGCCUUACCAACUCUUCGACCACCUCUUUUGCAUCUUCUUCUCGUUUGAGUUGGCGGUGCGCUUCAUGGCCUUCGAGAACAAGCGGAACUGCUUGCGGGACGCGUGGUUUGUCUUCGACACCAUCUUAGUGAUGUUGAUGGUCUUCGAGACUUGGCUCCUCAGCAUUGGCCUCCUCAUCGCUGGCGCUGCGGAGAGUGGCAACAGCCUCCCCACUGGGCCUUUGCGCCUGCUGCGGCUCUUGAGGCUCUCUCGUUUGGUCAGGAUCUUGCGAUCUCUUCCGGAGCUGUUGACCCUGGUGAACGGCAUGCGGGCGGCCUCACGCGCAGUGACCUCUGCCCUGAUGUUGAUCCUUGGCAUGAACUACGUUUUUUCCAUCGUCAUCAACAUGUUCCUCUCCGACGUCACUUCCUCAGAGGUCAUCGUGCAGAAGUUCUCCACGUUGGGUUUGUCCAUGUGGAGUUUGCUGCUGCAUGGCACCCUGCUGGAUGGCAUCUCUGAUAUCUUGGAAGAAGUUCGAGCUCUGGAAACACAAGGUCAUGACUGGACCCUGGGCUGGUCAAUGAUCAUCAUUUUUUGCUUCUAUGUCUUGCUCACGAACAUCACAGUGAUGAACAUGCUCAUUGGCGUGGUUUGUGAGGUGGUCUCGGAAGUGAAGCAAAAGGAUGAGAAGAACACGGCAGUGGACUACUUGAAGCGGAACUUGCGAGAACUCUUGAUUGAGUUGGACACAGAUCAGAACAGUCAGAUUUCCAAGAGUGAGCUUCACAACGCACGGAGGAUGCCAAAGGCCAAGGACGUCUUAAAGGAACUGGAUGUGGAUUUCGAGGAUUUGAUUGUCCUCACCGAGCCCUUGUUCGAGCAGGAUGUGGAUGAAGGCCGAGAGCAAGAGGUCACCCGAGAAGAACUGCUGAACGUGAUCCUGAAUAUGCGCGGAGAUCGGGAUGUGCGGAUGGAGGAUCUCGUUCGACUACGUUGUGACUUGCGCCGCUACCUCUCGAGGCAGUUUCAGCAGUUGACCUCCUACUUCGAUGGUGAGGUGGGAAACCCGCUACGGCAAGAACCGUGGCCAUGAAAAUGCAAUGUGGCACCCACGCGGCUCGCGAAAGCGCCACGAAGAAAUCAGCUGCAGCACUGAGCAUGUUGAUUGAAUCACGUCAUGUUGAAGGUGGCACUACAAGAUCUGGGGGUUGUUGCUGUUCGGAAGGUCAUCAAACAGGUGAGAAUAGGAACCUUCUCUAAUCCUUGUCUCGCCCUUCACAUGUCACAUGCCCACUAUAUAUUGAUUCUAUUUCUGGGGUUGCGAAUUUGCUUCGAGGACUUGCAUAUGCGACAAAGCAAGACUCGCAAUCCAACGAUUGCCAAAGUACC
Molecule: messenger RNA, 2168 nt
Organism: Durusdinium trenchii
Lineage: Eukaryota; Dinophyceae; Suessiales; Symbiodiniaceae
Source: the annotation of a GenBank genome assembly